Molecule: messenger RNA, 444 nt
Organism: Cetraspora pellucida
Lineage: Eukaryota; Fungi; Glomeromycota; Glomeromycetes; Diversisporales; Gigasporaceae
Source: the annotation of a GenBank genome assembly
AUGUCAGCGUUUAUCUCUUGGUAUAAAUAUCAUUUGUUACGUAGACCAAUUCUCAUUCAAGCUAUUACAACUGGAAUUUUAUUUAGCACUGGCGAUAUUAUAGCACAAGGUUUGAUAGAACAAAAAGGACAUAAAGAAUACGAUUUUUCAAGGACCCUGAGACUUGCCAGUUUUGGUACACUAAUUGCUGGACCAGCAGGUGCAACAUGGUAUAGGAUUCUUGAUAAAUAUGUUGAUCUUAAAAAACCAUUUCUCGAAUUGGGAUCAUCCGGCCGUUCAGAUCCAUACUUAAUAAACAUAGAACGUCAUCAAUUUAAAAAUAGUGAUGAUGUUUUUUUUGUUAAAAAUAGUGAUAUUAUUUGUUCAAAAACCAAAUAUUGUCAUUUCACCAUUGUAUAUCUUAAUUAUGGCGCCACAUAUAAUCUUCAAGAAAAUGAUGUCUAA